AUGUUGAACGAUUUAAAAUCCAAAGAAACAGAUCAACAGAAGUUAAAAUUUGCAGUUCAUCAUAAACGCAGACACGACCAAGAAAUGCUGGAAAAACAAAACUUAAGAGAUGUAAGAAAAUUAGAAGUAGAAGAAAUCAUUGAAAGUGCUUAUACAAGAGCAGUGGAAUUAAUUAAACAGUUCAACAUAAUACCAGCUUUGAAGGAAAAUAAUAUAUUUAAAAUGAAUGAUUUAAGUGAGUUUAUUAGUAAACAAUUAAAAACAAAAUCAAAACUGAGUGACAAUUCUAAAAUGGAAGAAGAUACGGAUGAUGACAGUGAAUUUGAACUGGAUGAUGACGAUGAUGAUCAGAAGGAAGAAGAAGACCUGAGUGGUGACGAAGAAACGGAUGGGAAUGAGAAGAGCAGUGAUGAGGAAGAUGAGAUUGAUUUAAACAAUAUUAAAACGAUUAAAACUGAUCUACGUGGGAUGAGAAUUCGAAAUGAAAUACCAAAAGAUCAACAGAAUUGUUAUUUUAAAAUAAAAAUCAAUGGAACUGAAAAGUUUUUGCACAAGCAAACCGAUUGUUUUCUGUUAACAAAUGAAAAUUCAACAUUAUCUUCAGAUCGACUAUCUCGCGUGAUGCAAAUGAGCAAGAAACAGAUUUAA
Molecule: messenger RNA, 648 nt
Organism: Didymodactylos carnosus
Lineage: Eukaryota; Metazoa; Rotifera; Eurotatoria; Philodinida; Philodinidae
Source: the annotation of a GenBank genome assembly